UCCUUGACAGCCCCCGCUGUACGUAACGUGUCAAAGAAUCGAAUCAAUUCAGUCUCGCAGCAGUCCGCUUGAGCCAUUGCCUGGACCGUGAAGAGAUAUACUAGUGUUUCAAGACUCAUCGAGCAGGAAAACAUGUCCGCAUCACCGACCAUCGCCACUUCUUCGGCCAAGCGGCCUCUGGAGGAACCCUCCUCGCCCGCUGGCCCCAAUGACCAGCCAGAUGCUAAACGGCCCGCGCUGGAUAAGAUGGUGAAGGAGGACCCGACCGCAGAGGACAUCGACACGGCGCAGCCAGUCAAGGGUGAAGGCAUCGCGGCCGACGACAUCAAACCCGACGACGUGAAGCCGGCCCCAACUGCAGAGGAGACCAUCGCGGCUCAGAAUGGUGCUAAGGACACCGAGACGGACAUUGUAGUUCCAGACGCACCGGCCAUCCUCGAGACUCAGCCCAUCCAGUCCACAUCUGGCGCCAACGGCCGGUCUCUCCCGCACAACCAACACCAAGACGAGACCAACUGGCUGCACCUGCGCGCAUGCAUUGGUACGAGCGAGGCCGCGACCAUCAUCGGCAAAGGCGGCGAGAAUGUCACCCAGAUUCGCCGUCUCUCUGGCGCAAAGUGCACCGUCAGUGACUAUUCUCGAGGCGCUGUCGAGCGCAUCUUGACGGUGAGCGGCCAAGUAGACGCUGUGUCUAAGGCGUUUGGUCUCAUCGUCCGCACCCUCAACCAGGAGGACCUCGAGACGCCUUCUACGUCACAAUCCAAGGCCUACCCUAUGCGCUUGCUGAUUCCCCACAUCCUCAUCGGCUCAAUUAUCGGCAAAGGGGGCGUCCGCAUCCGAGAGAUCCAAGAGGCAUCGAAUGCUAAACUGAAUGCAUCGGACACCAUGCUUCCGAACUCUGGCGAGCGCUCGCUCGUCGUGCUUGGUGUAGCAGAUGCUGUUCAUAUCGCUGUUUACUACGUCGCUCAGACCCUGGUGGAGCAGCUCACGGAGCGGUUCGGUGGCCCAGCUGCUUCGCAAUACGCGACUCGUAGCGGUACCGCGGCGAACGUCGUACCGGGUGGCAUGUCUGUUCAGCCUUACGUCCCCCAACCCGCUGGAGGCCAAUAUGCUUAUCCUGACAACUACCGCCGACAUGCCAACCAAGCACAGCGCACCCCGGUUCAUACACAUGCUACUCCGUACAUGCAUGGACAGCCGCCGCAUCAAGGCUAUGGACAGCCCAACAUGCCUUACGGAGCCGGCUCGCCUGCGCGCGCUCACUACGGUGCCCCUGGACCUCAGCCGACUCCCUAUGGAGCUCACCACGCUGCUGCACCAGUUGCACAUGGCGCAGCCCCGAAUCAGCCGCCUGUGCAACUUCCUGGACAGCCACUCACGCAGCAGAUCUUCAUCCCGAACGACAUGGUCGGCGCAAUUAUCGGUAAGGGUGGUGCAAAGAUCAACGAGAUUCGGCAAUUGAGUGGCAGUGUCAUCAAGAUCAACGAGCCUACUGACAACAGCAACGAGCGCCUCGUCACUAUCACCGGCACCCAAGAAUGCAAUCAGAUGGCCUUGUAUAUGCUGUAUUCACGACUCGAGUCGGAGAAGCAUCGCAUCUGAGCGCGAAGCUCAUUCUCUACCGUUCGCUCAACCACCAACGGUAUAUCGGUAUUAGAUUGAACGCGCCUUUCCACCCGGCUCUCCCAAUUCUGAAUGCAUUCGGCCGCACGGCGUAUACGGUUAGGGAUCUCGGCUUCACGAUUUGUAUUCUACAAAACAUACAUAAGUUUCAUGGAGACC
Molecule: messenger RNA, 1782 nt
Organism: Trematosphaeria pertusa
Lineage: Eukaryota; Fungi; Ascomycota; Dothideomycetes; Pleosporales; Trematosphaeriaceae
Product: eukaryotic type KH-domain (KH-domain type I)
Exons: 4
Coding region: 133-1602 (489 amino acids)
Biological process (GO): regulation of RNA metabolic process; regulation of gene expression
Cellular component (GO): nucleus; cytoplasm
Molecular function (GO): mRNA binding
Source: RefSeq, a predicted model, not a curated record